GUUUGCAAAACAAAGUAAAAUCACAUUACUAUGAUGAGUGAGAUUAAAAUAGAGGACGAAGAUCCAGAAAUAUGUCGUGGCUGUCUCAGCUCGGACAGGAAGCUUGCUGCUGUGGCUCCCGGUGAUCUGUACUUUUCUCUUUUGACAGAAGACCAAAAACUGGAAUCAUUAACCAUAUCACAGAUAGCUCUGUGUUGGGAGUGUGUGGCUCUGCUGAACAGGAUGCGCAGGUUCCGGGCCCAGGUCCAAAAUGCACACACAAUUUUGCAAGAAUCUUUACAACUUUCACCAACAAAACCUACUCUAUCUUCACUUACGGUCCAUCACAAAUUUGAUUAUGAUGCUGUUCUUGAAGAAGGCAUACCAUCUGAACAACCAUUAGCUUUUGUUGAACAAAAACCAACUAUAAAGGAUGAUAAAAUAAAAGUUAUCAUACCCUCAAAGUACAAAACUACAGUUAAAACAAACAAUGCAGAAAAUGUGAAAAGUUUCAAAGAUGUUAUAAAUGAUCUUUUAAAAAAUGUGAAAAUUGAUAAAGAUGCUAAAACUGAACAGCUCAGUAAUGACAGUGAUGAUGGUGAAGAUAAUGAGAAUUUUGAAGCUGAUGAUAGAAAUUAUAGUUCGUCUGAAGAAAUUUCAGAUGUCGAAGAUGAUACUUUAAACAAAUUACCAAAAGUUGCUAAGAAUAGUGUACCAAUAAAAAAGCCAAAACAAAAUGAUGUAACCAUUACAAAAAAAGUAAUUAAACCCCUAAACCAAAACAAGAAAAUAGAAGUUCCAUUGAUCAAAACUCCUGCAAUGCUAAAAUUGGAAAUGGAGUUACAAAAGCACAUGAGUGUUAUAAAGGUUGCACCAAAAGGGGCGACAAUUAACUCGCAAAAGAAACGUGAUAAAAAAAAAGUGAUUGAUGAUAAAAAUAUUCGUAAAUCAGAUCCUGAUGAAGACGAGCCAAAAACAAAAAAACAAAAGGAGUUAGAGCUAGAUCCAGAUUUUAAUGUGGAGGAUGAUGAAGAUUGUCCUACAGAUGAUAGUGACGAAUUUAAACUAAUUGGCAUAAAGAAAACAAAGGAACAAUCUGACACAUAUCCUAAUGGCACUGUAGAAGAUGAUGGCAAAACAGAGAAGCAACAAAUCGAAAUGAGUGAACAAGAAAUAAGGAGCGCUUUAGAAAAAGAUGAUGCAAUCGUUAGAGAAAAGAAACCUAAAAAAUGUAGCAUAUGUGGAGUGAUGUUUAGGCAUAGGAGAGCCCUGAAGGGACACGGGGUGAGGAUCCAUAAAUGGCAAACUGUCUACUUUGGAACUCUGCUAAGUAACAACUGA
Messenger RNA from Cydia amplana, 1320 nucleotides. RefSeq lists its product as uncharacterized. The record is from RefSeq and is a predicted model, not a curated record. Bases 31 to 1320 code for a protein of 429 amino acids. Gene Ontology annotation, cellular component: nucleus. Lineage: Eukaryota; Metazoa; Arthropoda; Insecta; Lepidoptera; Tortricidae. The transcript is spliced from 5 exons. Gene Ontology annotation, molecular function: zinc ion binding.